Ruditapes philippinarum (Manila clam) is the source of this 917-nucleotide messenger RNA. Its product is annotated as complement C1q-like protein 2. The record is from RefSeq and is a predicted model, not a curated record. The coding region runs from base 196 to 885 and encodes 229 amino acids. Gene Ontology annotation, molecular function: protein binding. NCBI's taxonomy places the organism in Eukaryota, Metazoa, Mollusca, Bivalvia, Venerida, Veneridae. The transcript is spliced from 2 exons.
AUCUUUAUCAGCGAAAACAUGGACGAAAUUUAUUAAGUUCAAAAAGAUGACUUAUUUAUGUGGUCUAAAUAAUUUGGUUCCCAAUGUUUUAUAAAUCUUACCCAUUUAAAACAUACAUGAUGGUUUGAUAUAGUUUAAUAUGUUGACUAUUAUAAACGUAUUUAAGCUGACUGACACACAACUGUUUUCUUAACAAUGAAAUUUGUGGUACUUUUUGUGUUUCUAUUUCUUGGAGUUGUAUCAGGGUUUCUAGUUGAAAAUGGGAACGCAACUUCAUCAAAUCAUCAAGCAACUGAUCAAGUAAUUCAAAAUAUGUUUAACUUGAUUGUAAACGAGCAAAGAUCAAGGCUUCAACUGCAGAAACUGGUGACAACUCUAAGCAAAAAAAUUGAUAAACUUGAACACGCACAAGGCCAGAUGCAGACAGAAUUUCUCCAAAAUUUUACGAACAGAUUUAAUGAAACAAACGUGUCAGUCGGAUUUGCAGUGUCAGAACCAGACAAGUCAUCUGGUUCUGCCCUUAAGUUCAGACACGUGAUCUUCAAUUCAGGCAACGACUAUAGUGUGUCCUCAGGUGUGUUCACUUGUAGACAUCCAGGACUCUACUUCUUCACAGUAACUCUUUUCAGAAGCCCUGGUUUUCGCCAAAGCCAAUGUUCAAUUUCUGUCAACGGAGUUGACCAGUUAGCAGUGAACAGUGGUACUGAUCUCAAUGGUGGAUAUCAGUCAGGAUCAUCAUCACUUGUUUAUUGUUUAAAGGCAGGAGAUAUUGUUAUCCUAUCGGGUUGCAUUGGACAAGACCACAUGUUCGGUUUUUCAAGUUUUUACUGGAUUUCGUGUUUCAUAUUAAUUGACAAAUCGUCGUCAAUUAAGCAACAUCAAUGAACCACAUCCUUGCCAAACGUCAUCUCAGUCAU